CCCGGCCCGGCCCGGCGGGGCCGCGGCGGCGGACGGGGCAGGGCCGGGCCGGAGCCGCGCAGCGGCGGCAGCGCCAUGGGGCUGGAGACGGAGAAGGUGGACACCCGCAUCUUCAUGGACGACGACGACAACUUCCCGCGGAGCGGCGGCCCCGCGCUGCCGCAGGCGGAGAAGUGCCCGGAGGACGAGCUGGACCGCGACCCCCACGGGCUGAACUCCCACCUGCAGGUGGGGUUCGAGGACGUGAUCGCGGAGCCCGAGCUCACCCACUCCUUCGACAAGGUGUGGAUUUGCAGCCACGCUCUGUUUGAGCUCAGCAAGUACGUGAUCUACAAGGUCCUGACUCUGGUCCUCGCCAUACCCAUGGCCCUGGUUGUGGGGAUCGUCUUCGCGACGCUCAGCUGCCUCCACAUCUGGGUUGUGGUGCCUUUUGUGAAAACCUGUCUGAUGGUCCUGCCUUCGGUGCAAACUGUGUGGAAGAGCCUGACAGAUGUUUUUGUUGUACCGUUCUUUCAGAGCCUAGGCCGGUGCUUUGCCAUGGUUAAUAUACGCCUGGACCAAGAGUGAACAUCAGAGAUGUGACACUGCUGUAGGUGUAGCUGGUGUUAUACUUCUUUGCUAACCUAACAUACAAGUACUUACCAUUCAUUCCAAAAUGUUAAAUUACAAUGGCUGGUUUAAGUGGGAACAUGCUGUUUUCAUUAAAACUCAUUUAUUAUCAGGGAGAUCCAUUUAAGAAUUACUAGACAGUUUUCAUAGCUCUCUAUUUUAACAACAGAGUGAUCGUGGAGUAUAUUGGCAACACUUUAUUUUAAUGGUAGGUUGAUUGGUAGAUUACAGGAGAAUUCUCAUGGAGGAUUAAGAGCCACCAUAGUGAUAAUGAUUGGUGUUAUUACUAUAAAUAAAUUAAUGAAUAGGCUGUGAUACCUUAGACAAAACUGAUCUCUAGGGUUUCACACUGACUUUACUGCAGUUCCACCAGGGAUUGUUUCUGGCCUCGCUAUGGACAAUGAUAAACCCAGUCCUCUGUUAUCAGCAGUUAAAGUGAACGUGACUCAUUGCAUAAACAUACAGGGAAAGGAACUGUUGUGUAAUUCUCCUAUAUUGGGGGUGGGGGGAGCUCCUUAGAAGUUUAUCCCUUAAAAUAAGGUGUUAGCUAAUGAUCUGUAACAUUAGCUAAUCUGUAUAUUUUAUUUAAUGAGAGAUUAACUUUGCUGUAUAUUUUGUACCUUUGUAAAUGACAGUUGAUCAGGUUUUUAUGAAGCAUAGUUUCUCUAGUAUUUGAAUUCUAACCAAGUUAUUAAGCAGCAAGAGUGAGACACUGCAAAAAUUACUUUAGAUAACUAAAAUUUCCUUUCCUAAAUUAAGUAGAUUUGAGUGUUGCUGUGCAAUUCUAAUAUAUUAAAUAUACAUGAUUGUGUGUAAAAGCAAAGAUUAUAAGUGUUUUCAUACACAAUUAUGCAAAAGACUUGGAAAUAUCUGUUUAUGAGAAAUAUCUGUUUAUUAAAAAUUGAGUGUAAUAAAUGCUACCCUGCCUAUUUCUGUAUAUUAUUGGUGUGAACAUUCUGAUAUUUAAAGCAACAGACACUAUACAAGCACUUUAACUAGGUAGCAAGCUCUUAUAGAAGCCAAGUGAGUGUACUCAGUAUCUUUGUCUAAUUCUUCUAACCUACUGACUUGACUCCCUCUGUUGGCAUCUUUACUAUUUCAAAGCCUAACGCCUGAAAAAGACCCUUCUUUCUUCUGCAUUUAAUAUAAAUUUUUAAACCAGAAUAACAGAAUGUAUGCAGGGGUGCAUUAAAAUUACAUUAGCCUUCUGGUGGGCUUGUGCUGCUGUUUUUUUAAAUACAGAUGGUAAGUUGCAAUUGUAAAAUGUUUGUAUGAUUUAGAAUGUUACUUUCUAAAGUGAUGUCUCGAAUUUGUUAUCAAACAAGGUAUCUAAUAAAAUAAAAUGUCAGCUGCUUCCCA
Molecule: messenger RNA, 1968 nt
Organism: Prinia subflava (tawny-flanked prinia)
Lineage: Eukaryota; Metazoa; Chordata; Aves; Passeriformes; Cisticolidae
Gene: CAV2
Product: caveolin 2
Exons: 3
Coding region: 76-567 (163 amino acids)
Biological process (GO): regulation of cytosolic calcium ion concentration; insulin receptor signaling pathway; negative regulation of endothelial cell proliferation
Cellular component (GO): sarcolemma; focal adhesion; caveola
Molecular function (GO): molecular adaptor activity; protein kinase binding
Source: RefSeq, a predicted model, not a curated record